AUGCAAUUCACCAUUGCCGGACUCUUGGCCAUUGCCAGCUUGGCUAGUGCUCAAUAUGCUGGAAUUCCAACUUGCGCUCAAUCUUGCAUCGCUGAUGCAGUAAAAAAGGCCACCACUUGUGGAGCCUCUGAUACUGCUUGCCAAUGCAUACCUGACAACGUCUCGAAGAUUCAAAAUGCUGCUACAACCUGCGUUAUCGACGCCUGUGGUAUUACAGUCGCUCUAACCGUUCAAUCUGCUGCUACCUCAGCAUGUGCUUCUCUUCCUGCCUCGUCGGCCAGUGAACAAACAUCCGCUAGCUCUGUUCCAUCGUCUUCCUAUGUCGCUCCCAGCAGCUCUGCAUCAAUUAUUCCAUCAUCCAGCGCUGUUGCUUCCUAUUCAUCUGCCACCGAGUCUUCGCCUGUAGUAUCUUCCGCUGCUUCGACUGCAGUAUCUUCCGCUGCUUCGACUCCAGUAUCUUCCGUUGCCUCUACUCCAGCAACAACUGCUGUCGUCACCCUCACUCCAAUUACUUCUGGCGUAGCUGCCCCAACUGGUAGCACUGGCUCCAACGCUACUGCACCUUCCACACCGACCUCCUCUAUCACUCCCUAUACCGGUGCUGGAGCUCAAGUUAAAGCCGGUCUAGGAAGUGUUCUUGUCCUCGGUCUUGCCGCUAUCUUUGCCUUCUAG
This is a messenger RNA of Sclerotinia sclerotiorum 1980 UF-70, 672 nucleotides long. RefSeq lists its product as hypothetical. Bases 1 to 672 code for a protein of 223 amino acids. The record is from RefSeq and is a predicted model, not a curated record. The transcript is spliced from 2 exons. NCBI's taxonomy places the organism in Eukaryota, Fungi, Ascomycota, Leotiomycetes, Helotiales, Sclerotiniaceae.